Sinocyclocheilus rhinocerous is the source of this 722-nucleotide messenger RNA. Its product is annotated as kelch domain-containing protein 8A-like. The record is from RefSeq and is a predicted model, not a curated record. The coding region runs from base 1 to 714 and encodes 237 amino acids. Gene Ontology annotation, molecular function: protein binding. The transcript has 5 exons. NCBI's taxonomy places the organism in Eukaryota, Metazoa, Chordata, Actinopteri, Cypriniformes, Cyprinidae.
AUGGGGCUUUCUGUCACUGUUAAAGACGGCAGAGCUCUUGCUGUUGGGGGAAUGGGAGCAGACCUCCUGCCUAGAAGUGUUCUCCAGCAGUACGACCUUCGCAAGGACAUGUGGGCGCUCCUUCCGCCCAUGCCCACCCCGCGCUACGAUACCAGCAUCUGCCUACUGGGCUCCAAAAUCUACGUGGCAGGUGGACGUCAGUGUAAGCGUUUGGUGAAGGCGUUUGAAGUCUUUGACAUAGAAAGCCGCACCUGGUCCUCUCUACCCAGCCUGCCCUGCAAGAGAUCUUAUUCUGGGGUCUUAUGGGACAGCGCCGGGCAUCUCUGCUGGUUAGGAGGGCUCAGACAAGGCGGAAUACACCAAAGUUCAAAGUUUACCAAGAAUGUUAACAUCUUCGACACCAACCAAGGAACUUGGUUGAAAUCAGAGGACACUGUACCCUUGAAAACCAAGCGAGCAGACUUUGCCGCAGCCAUAGUGCGAGGCAGAAUGAUCGUGGCGGGAGGUCUAGGCCAUCAGCCAUCAGUGCUGGACACUGUUGAAGCCUUCCAUCCCCAAAAAAGAAAAUGGGAGAGGCUGUCGCCUAUGUCGAUGCCGCGUUGCUCUGCCUCCAGCAUCGUGAUCCGUGAUCGCUUACUGGUAGUAGGAGGUGUCAAUCAAGUCCCAAGCUCCGCCCACGAGAUUCUAUAUGUAAAAGAGGAGGAGAUUCUUUAACCAUAGAA